GUUCUACAACCCGCACCUCCGCGUCGGGCGCGAAGGCGGCGGCUUGAGCGAGUCGAUGAAGCGCGCGCUCGUCGGGCUCGACCGCAUUGGCCCGACGUCGCCACAAACCAAGUGUGUGUCGUUUGUCGAUCCGCUCGAAGAUGCGACGAAGCGAGAUCUGCGCAAGAGCCACCUCCUGCACCCGCUGCCGUCGGUGGCGUCACCCAAGAAGCCGACACCAACGCGCUGUCAGCGCUGCUUCUCGUCCAACGUCGUGUAUGUGCCGUCUUGCGCGUACUGCGAGAAGCUCCAGCUCCUCUCCAACGCCAACACGCUGGCCAAGCGGUUUGCGUUCAACCUCCUCGAACGCGAGCCGACAAUUCCGCCGCAGCAGCUUCUCGACUCGGUCUUUGGCUACCUCUACGAGCUGCAAGACCCAGUGACUGCGAAUCGAGACGUGCUCGCGAUACGCAGCGAUGUCGUCGCACUCGAGGCCAACAAUGGUUCCGGCGUCUCGAAAGACGAAGCCGCGCACAUGAUCCGCAGUGCCGAGGCCGCGCCCUCUGCGCUGGCGGCGACGCGUGACGCGAUCCUCGAGCUCAAGCAGGCGCGCGCCUCCAUCGUCACCAGCAAGGUGGUCUUGUCGCAGCCGACCAAGGUGUCGCUCGUGCAGUACUUGCUCGACACGUUUGCCCAACCGAGCGGCGCGGGCGCCGACUGGACUCGCGAACAGCGCUGGGACCACCAAGACAUGUGCGUCGAGAUGCUUAAACUCCUCUCGACCGACGACGUCGACGACGUGCUGCGGACAUACAAUGCGUGGAAGCAUGUGAACGAGGUCAACCAAAAGCAGCGUGCGAUGGAGCGCGCAUGGAAGCAGCGGCUCUUCCAGACGACGGAGAAGCCUCGUAACGUGCAGACGCCAGGGGACGACGACGAGGACGACGACUGCGAGACGACUCGUCAGAACGUUGACCGACCACUCACCCUGCGCCAAAAAAAGGCCAAUCGUGUGAGCGUCUCGGAAGAACACCGGCGUACGCUCAUCGCACAGCACCAUUCCGGUCAACGCGGCCGUCUCCCGAUCAAGACCGCAAGCGCAACUGCGAGCUCGGCACCGCUUGCGGCUCUCAAGGAGCUGCCACCGUCCAGCCCCACAAAAGAGAGCGAUGCGGAAUCCAACCUUCAGCAGCUCUUCUUGACCGCCGAGCGGUACCGAUCCGCAUCGAGCAAUGGAAUGUUCCACAUUGACCACCUCGGCCUCCUCGAACAAGCGGGGCUUUCGAUGCACGAGUUAGCGACGGUCGCCAAGUUUGACCGACGCACGCAAAUGGUGUACCUCUUGGCCGACGAGAACGACCGCGCGACACUGCUGCACCUCUCAUCGCUCGGGCGUGUCAACCGUGUCGCCGAGUGGCUUGAGCGUAACGUCGACAACGAGACGCUUCUCAUUGCGGCGACAUCGGCGAAAGGCCAGCUCCUCAGUACGGAGGAGCGCCGCCUCAUUUUAGCUAUGGACGACAUUGAUCUCCGGUACCACCUCAGCUUUUGGAAGCAGCUGCAGCAGACGCGCGCGCACAAGAAGGCGCCGGCGACGUCGGUGCAUUUUCUGCACCUCAACCUGCCGCACCACGAGCGCGACUCGUUCUUCCGCGUGCCGCGCUACUGGCAAAAGCUCAUCAAGGCCCGCGAUCCGAGUGUGCAGCCGAUGCCGAUUGCAGUCAUUCGGCCGUUCGUGCUGCAGCUCUACAUCCGCUGUGCCCAAGAAACCGUCGAUGAGUACGACUUGGCCGAGUUUGUCGUCGAGCACAUGACACUGUCGUUUGGUGCGGCGACGCACGUGCGGCUGCAAGGCUUCAUCACAGCGCUCGAGCAGUACCACACCAAAGAUUCGUGGCUCUACACCUUUUUGCCGUUUUUGCCACAUUACCGAGCGAUUGCCCGCGGGCUGCUUUCGAUCGCCGACUACAUUGUGCCAAAAGAGCUCUUCCAUCCGCUCCUCGCGACCAAAGCCAAGAUGGCGCUGCAAGCGAUCGCGCGGGAUGCCCACGUCCGCGACGAGCACUGGCUAGCGACGUUCACCGAGAUGCGGACUGUCUGCCCGCGCACCAAGGGCGUCGUGAGCAACCAUCUGCACGUCGUGGGCCUCUCGGUUUUCAUGGACCUCGUGCUCGGCAUUUGGGAGGCCAACCGCGAGAGCAUGACCAAGGAAAUGCGCGCGCUCUUUGAGCAGUUUGACACGGACCACAGCAAGAGCUUGAGCUACGCCGAGUUCAAGGCCUUCAUCACGCACUGCAGCGCAACCCUCGAGGCCAAGACGCGCCCGCACUCACCUUUACGCGGGGCGUCGCUGAGCUCUCUCCUCGAACCCAAAAACACCCCGGAACGCCGCCACGCCACGUCGUCGCCCAAGGACGAGAAGGAUAUCAUCAAGCUCUACGCCAAGUGCCUCAUGCAGUCCGAUAAGGACGAAGUCAACGUCGAGUCGUUCGUGCUCGGUGGCCUCGACAACCCGCUCAUUUUGACACUGCUGGGGUUUCCCGUGCCACCGACGCACACGUCGGCAGCAGGCGUCAUGGCGCUGCAGCUCGUCACGCGCGCUGUCCGCGCCUACAUUCACCGAAAGCGAAGUCGUGCCGCGGCCAUGGCCAAGGCUAGAAUUAGCUGA
Molecule: messenger RNA, 2647 nt
Organism: Saprolegnia parasitica CBS 223.65
Lineage: Eukaryota; Oomycota; Saprolegniomycetes; Saprolegniales; Saprolegniaceae
Exons: 9
Coding region: 56-2647 (863 amino acids)
Molecular function (GO): calcium ion binding
Source: RefSeq, a predicted model, not a curated record